Folsomia candida is the source of this 2891-nucleotide messenger RNA. RefSeq lists its product as uncharacterized. Lineage: Eukaryota; Metazoa; Arthropoda; Collembola; Entomobryomorpha; Isotomidae. Bases 175 to 804 code for a protein of 209 amino acids. The transcript has 3 exons. The record is from RefSeq and is a predicted model, not a curated record.
ACAGCUACAUCUUCACUCCCGAAUAUAUAUCCAGAACGAUCCGGGUGCCUAUAUGUGACGUGACCUAGUUGGGUAGUUCCCAGUCAGAUAGAAUAUUUGGGGAAGAAAUAUCAAAAAUCAAUUCUUGGAAAUUAUUAUUACAUAUAUAUUAGACACAUAUAUUCAUUAGAUAACAUGCUUUUGACACUGGUAUUUUUGUGGAUAUUUUCUACGUCAUCUCAUGUCUCACCACACCAACCCCCUGUUGAUCGUAGUCGGCUUACUGGAUUAACAAGCAACUCUACAAACCAGCGUGUACAAAUAUUUCGAGGACUUGGACCAGUAGAAACUUCUCUCCAAAAUUCUCAUGAGCACGCUUAUGACCCCAGUGAUCAUCAUCAUCACGAUCAUGAUGGACACAAGGUUCACAAACUGAACAAACUUAAUAUUCAAGAUUUCAUUACUCAGCGAGAUUUGGAGAAACAUCGUAGAAAAGAUGCCACUUGGAAAACAUAUUUUGCUGAGAUUUUAGCUGCCCUUAUUCUCGUUUGCGUCAUGGUUGUAUUUCUUUGUUGGUGGAACUGGUCCAAAAGGAGCAGGCAGAGGCAAAAUAAUCGCCAUACGGGUGGAACUGGACCCGGACGUCAGAAAGGCAGGAUGAAUAGACAGCAUACUAUGCCCGAGUUAUACAUGAACACAAACCCUGGAGCCCCAAAACCCCCCUACGUCGGCUCUCCCGAAGAGGAAAACCAGAAGGCAACCCACGCGCGAUUCUCCGAUAACGACUCAAUUGAUGCUUGCGUUUCAGCUCCAACUAAUGUUUAGGUAUCUUAAUUCAGAUUGCUUGAUUACAUUGAAAUUUUAAAUUGCUCAAGACAUAUCACUUCUAUUGCUCUAACUUGGUAUAUAUAUACAUACAUAUAUGCGCAACUGAUAGAAUUUGCAUACAUAUUAGCAAGAUGAUACCCUAUGGGCAUUUAAAAUUUUAUUAUUUUGCAAGCGACUCUUAUAUGUAUGUCCAUACUUUUGUAUUUAUAUAGUUAGUUAGAGGGUGAAAGAAUGCGAGAGCUUUUCAAACGUACAUACAUAUGUACAUAUAUGAGAAAACGUAGAAUCUCACCAGGUGUGACGUGGUCUUGUGGCAAACUUAAUAAACCACUAGGAUCGGAAAACCACAAGUCUGUCGGUACUUCACAUUGUCCGAAAAUGAGAGUAAACGAUUUGGAGAACCUCUAAAAGCCACUAAAAAUAUUACGAAAAUGCGAUUUUUCUGGUUUAAAAAAACGUGUAACUUUCUGUUUUGUCUUUUCAAGGAAUGCAUCUAAAAUGAAUUAAAUGUAUAUACCACACACAUCCUAUGAAUUAGGAAAUGUAGAUUUCUGAAAUUUAAUUUGUCUGCCUGCUCUACUGGGGAAGCACUCGUUAGCAGAAACCGGUGAAAAGCGUGGAGUAAGCGUUCCUCAACAACCUCACCAUAUAAAACUGUUCAAAGUACGGUGGGGGUAUAGACAGAUAGACACCAAGAAAAUUAAAGCCAAAUGCAUGCAGGGGUUUCAAAGCGUACUAAGCAUAAACGACAAAAAUAUAUAGCUGUAGCCAACUAUCCACUUUGAAAAAGUGCUCGACCAAAAUUCAUAAAAUUGAUUCAUUUUCACAAAACUUACUGAAUUGAGGAUCCUGAAAGUAGAAUAAAGGGCAUCCCAUAAGUAAAGUGCAGCUCGGUCAGCCAGUGCGCUCUCCGAGUUGUCCCACGUAUUUUUCUCUCAUUUUUGAAUUGUUUAAAGUCCAGACUUCUGGUUUUCCGAUCUUGGUGGUCUAUUACAUUUGUCCCAAGACCAUGUCACCUUUAAUGGUUUCGUUUUCUCAUAUAUACUUAUGUAAAUUUGAACAGCAUUGGCAUUGGCAUUCUUUGUUGCUCACCCUCUACGUAGUAUUUCUCUCAUCCUAAGUCUUAAAAUAUGUAUGAUCCCUUCGUUCCAUGUUGACAUCAGUGAGACGUAAAUUUUACUUCCAAAUACUUUCACUAAACUACAUAUGUAAACCCUUCCAAAAAUAUUUUCAGAGCUUUAUAAACAAUUACAUUUACAUAUACAUAUUUAUAUCUGUACAAAUAUAUGUAAUUAUCAUUAAUAGUAACCAGUGCAUUUGUAAUUACUAUUGUCUGAUUUACAGGGUGUAUGCAAUGUUUUUACUUGAUUGCCGACUGUUGUUCGCAUAAUAUCAUCCUUUUCGUAUGUUCUACAGUAAAUAUAUAUUUAAACUUGUGAUUGUCUGAGAAAUCAAAACCGUUGGGGUAUUCGAGUAUUUAAAAUAUUGUAUUAAAAUGCCGACAAAUGUGUUUAUGUAAUACAAAGUGAAAAUGUGUGCCUAUUAAUAACAAACCAAAAAUGCUUAUACUUUUUUGAUUCUUAUGCCAGUUGAAAUAGUAAAAGUCUGAUAAUGGUGAACUCAUUGAAAUACUUCACAAUUUGCCAACUUUAUUCCUGCCAUACAACAAUUUAUCAGUGAAGAAUCGGCUACUCUCUCUAACAUGUUCUGAAUGAUAAAUAAUUGCUUUUUAUUGUUUUGCUUAUACACAUACGCAGAUAUGCGAGACAACAUAUCCAAGGACCGUAUUUAUGUGUUAUGUACAUUUAUAGUAAUUGUUCAAAUCCCAUAGAAUAAAUUUUCCCGUAUAUAAAUAUAUUUACUAGUUCGAGGUUAAAUAUUCCUAAUUUGAAGUAACGUGUAAAUAUUCACCGCAUAUCUGCAGUAUAAUAUACCUUUUGAUAAUUUAUUAUUUUUAUUACGAGUAUGGAAUACUAUUGCUUUGGUAUUAAUGUCCAGGUUUUAGACCCUGUUAUUAGCAUUUUCUUCUUCGUUUUCACCAGAUUUCAAUGUAUAUAAUUCCACUAAAUAUGUAUGUGUAAAUU